AUGCAUUGUGAGAGGUUUCUAUCUAUCCUGAGAAUAUUUGGAACCACACUUUUUGGAGUCUCUCUCCUCACUGGAAUGAUCCUUUCUUAUGUUAUUGGCUACCAGUUUAUCCACACAAAUGAUUACUAUUUAUCUUUUGGAACAUAUGGUGCCUUUUUAGCUUUACAUGUUCUUAUUCAAAACCUGUUUGCCUUUUUGGAGCACCGGAAAAUGAAAAAAUAUGUAAGUGUCCCCAUUAACUUGGACAGAACUGUUGCUCUUUGCAUUGCUGCAUAUCAAGAAGAUCCAGACUAUUUGCGGAAAUGUUUGCAAUCUGUGAAAAGGCUAACCUACCCCGGAAUUAAAGUUGUCAUGGUCAUAGAUGGAAACUCGGAAGAUGACCUUUACAUGAUGGACAUCUUCAGUGAAGUCAUGGGCAGGGACAAGUCAGCCACUUAUAUCUGGAAGAACAACUACCACGUGAAGGGUCCUGGAGAGACGGAUGAGUCACACAAAGAAAGCUCACAGCAUGUCACCCAGUUGGUCUUGUCCAACAAGAGUAUUUGCAUCAUGCAAAAAUGGGGUGGAAAAAGAGAAGUCAUGUACACGGCCUUCAGAGCACUGGGGCGAAGUGUGGAUUAUGUACAGGUCUGUGAUUCAGACACCAUGCUUGACCCUGCCGCAACUGUGGAGAUGAUAAAAGUUUUAGAAGUAGACCACAAGGUUGGAGGUGUUGGGGGAGAUGUCAAGAUUUUAAACAAGUAUGAUUCCUGGAUCUCCUUCCUCAGCAGUGUGAGAUACUGGAUGGCUUUUAACAUAGAAAAGUUAGCCUGUCAGUCUUAUUUCGGAUGUGUCCAGUGCAUUAGUGGACCUCUGGGAAUGUACAGAAACUCCUUACUGCAUGAAUUUGUGGAAGACUGGUACAAUCAAGAAUUUAUGGGCAGCCAAUGUAGUUUUGGAGAUGACAGGCAUCUAACGAACCGAGUGCUGAGUCUGGGCUAUGCAACGAAAUACACAGCUCGAUCCAAGUGCCUUACUGAAACACCUAAGGAAUAUCUCAGAUAGUUAAACCAGCAGACCCGCUGGAGCAAGUCCUACUUCCGAGAGUGGCUGUACAACGCACUGUGGUUUCAUAAACAUCACUUGUGGAUGACCUAUGAAGCCGUCAUCACUGGGUUCUUCCCUUUCUUUCUCAUUGCCACAGUGAUCCGGUUCUUCUAUAGGGGUAAUGUUUGGAACAUCCUCCUCUUAUUGUUAACCAUCAAGUUAGUGGCUCUCAUAAAGUCAUCCUUUGCUGUCUGCCUUAGAGGAAACAUUGUCAUGGUCUUCAUGUCCUUCUACUCAGUGUUAUACAUGUCAAGUUUACUUCCUGCUAAGAUAUUUGCAAUUGUGACAAUAAACAAAGCUGGGUGGGGCACAUCUGGAAGGAAAAAAAUUGUUGCUAAUUUUGUGGGACUCAUUCCAGUAUCGGUCUGGUCUAUAAUUCUCCUGGGUGGUUUGAUUUUCACCAUUUAUAAGGAAGUUAGAAAGCCAUUCUCAGAAUCCAAAAAGAAAGUUCUAGUUAUUGCUUUGUCCAUCUAUGCAUGCUAUUGGGUUGUGUUUCUGAUGCUCUAUGUGGUUUUUGUUAAGAGAUGCGGCAGGUGGAAGAAGAAAGAGAAGUACGACAUGAUGCUUGAUGUAUAA
This is a messenger RNA of Capra hircus (goat), 1662 nucleotides long. RefSeq names its product hyaluronan synthase 2-like. Gene Ontology annotation, biological process: hyaluronan biosynthetic process; extracellular matrix assembly. The transcript is spliced from 3 exons. NCBI's taxonomy places the organism in Eukaryota, Metazoa, Chordata, Mammalia, Artiodactyla, Bovidae. Gene Ontology annotation, molecular function: hyaluronan synthase activity. The record is from RefSeq and is a predicted model, not a curated record.